GAGUAUAUAUAUAUAUAUAUAUAUAUAUAUAGAGAGAGAGAGAGAGAGAGAGAGAGUGCUUGUGUGUGUGUGUACAUAAGUGUAUAUGAGGUCAGUAAUUUUCUUUAUGAUUAAUUUUCUUUAGUGCUGUCAAGUGUCAACUAGCUAGCCAGGCAAACUCCAAAAGGCCUGGCCUGGUACGCAGUAGCUUAAUUAGGGGGUGAGGAAACCGCCGCGGCGCAGCCAGGCCAGCAACCGCCACUAACCUCCUUCACGUAGCUUCUUUGAUUUGAAUUCGGCAAUAGACUAAUUGGGUUCUAUACAAAGAAGCUAGCUAAUUAAGAGAAAUGGAGAGCUACAACCAUCUUGCAGAGGAAGCCGUCGCCGCGAGGCAGAGGGGCAGCGGAAACAAUAACUUCAUGUACGGCGGCGGGGGGGGGUCGGUUCUAGGAAGCUACGGGAGACCCGACGAGGGAAAUAAUAAUAAUAAUAAUAAUAAUAAUAAUAACCUGCACAUAUCCACCGGGUUUCAUCUGCAGCCGGGGGGCGAGUGCUACAGUCAGUCGGAGGGACACUCUCCUCAUCAUCAGGUGAAGACGGAGGGAGAAAACGGCGCCGUUUCUCUUCACCAUCAAAUGUUUCACCAAUACCCUCUCAUCGUCCGUGACGACCACAAUGACUACCACCACCAGGCGGACGCCGCCGGAGCGGGAAACUCUCUCGGAGAAGUCGACCCGGUGAAGGCCAAAAUCGUUUCUCAUCCCCACUAUUUUAGCCUCCUAGAAGCUUUCAUCGAUUGUCAAAAGGUGGGAGCUCCGCCGGAAGUGGUGGCGCGUCUGACGACGGCAAGGCAAGAGGCGGAGGGGAAGCAGCGAGCUUCGUUCGGGUCCAUAGAUUUCUCCAAGGACCCUGAACUUGAUCAGUUCAUGGGAGCUUAUUGUGAAACGCUAGUGAAGUGCCGAGAGGAGCUGGAGAGGCCAUUUGCAGAAGCCAUGGAUUUCAUGCGGCGGAUUGAGUCGCAGCUCAACCUUUUAUGUGAUGCUCCCCUCCGCAUCUUCAACUCAGAGGGGGAUGAGAAGUACUGCGAGGGGGUAGGGUCAUCGGAGGAGGAGGACCAAGACAACAGCGGCGGGGAGACGGAGGUGAGGGACAUGGACCCGCGGGCGCAAGACCGGGAGCUGAAGAACCACCUUCUACGGAAGUACAGCGGGUACCUGAGCAGCCUGAAGCAGGAGCUGUCGAAGAAGAAGAAGAAAGGGAAGCUGCCGAAGGAGGCGAGGCAGAAGCUGCUCAGCUGGUGGGAGCUCCACUACAAGUGGCCUUACCCUUCCGAGACCGAGAAGGUGGCGCUGGCGGAGGCCACCGGCCUCGACCAGAAGCAGAUCAACAACUGGUUCAUCAACCAGAGGAAGCGCCACUGGAAGCCCUCCGAGGACAUGCAGUUCAUGGUCAUGCCCGACGGCCUCCACCCCCAAUCCGCCGCCGCCGCCGCCCUCUACAUGGACCGCCAUUACAUCCACCACCACCACCAACAUCAUCAUAAUCAUGUCGGAGGUGGAGCUCUCCCUCCCGACGCUCCUUUCCGCUAGUUUCUUGAUUUCUUUAAUUUUAUUUUGUCUGCAGCUGCAGCUUCUUCAUAUCGU
Cuscuta campestris is the source of this 1622-nucleotide messenger RNA. NCBI's taxonomy places the organism in Eukaryota, Viridiplantae, Streptophyta, Magnoliopsida, Solanales, Convolvulaceae. The record is from the annotation of a GenBank genome assembly.